Aspergillus viridinutans is the source of this 321-nucleotide messenger RNA. RefSeq lists its product as uncharacterized. Lineage: Eukaryota; Fungi; Ascomycota; Eurotiomycetes; Eurotiales; Aspergillaceae. The record is from RefSeq and is a predicted model, not a curated record. The coding region runs from base 1 to 321 and encodes 106 amino acids. The transcript is spliced from 2 exons.
AUGGCUGUAUCAAUCGAUUUCAUCGUUGGCCUGAUCUUCAACCUCAUGAGCCUAAUCACCAGCCUCAUCACCAUGUGGCAGACUCAGAAAAUGUUAGCUAUGAAGCAAUGUCCACAAUAUGCCUCGUUGAACGAUAUCGAAGCGGAUGGACCUUCCCAAGUCAAUGCUCCAAUCACCGAAAAAGCGCCCGUCACUUCAAGAGGAGAGAAAGAAAGAACGGAACAUCCACCUUCCAUUGCCUCUGACCUAACGAAGCCGCCCAAAGCCAUCGUUAGAGAGAAAUUGUACGAUUCAGACUCGGGCAGUGUGGUUGAAACUUGA